GCGCGCAAACCUUUCCGCGGCUCCGCCAAGCGCACGGGGCGCCCCCUUUCGGGCGAAGGCGUGCAAUGCAGGCAGCGGAGGAAUCGCGCUCGGAAGCGCCUCCCCAGCAGCGGCAGACCUUGCCCGGGGGCGCGGGUGGGGAGGCUCCCCUUGCGGCGGCUGCGCCCUGCGCUCGAUCCAAGCAGUUGACGUCCUUCCUGAUCCAAGACAUCCUGCGCCCCGGAGGCGCGGGCGAGGAGAGGGCGGACGGCCCCUGCGUAUCCGCGUCGGAGCCGGAGGCGCCCGGGAGCGCGGAGGAAGCGCGCUGUGCCCAAGGCGAGGCGUCGCCUCCUUUCGAGAAGACCCCCGAGGGGCUGCUUCUUCCCGGCGGAGCGGCCCGAGCCCCCGAGGCGAAGGCAGCAGGUCCACCAGCAGAGUCUUGUCUGCUGAACCACGAGGAUCCUCCCAAAACCCUACUGAGACCCCCGAAGCAGUCAAAGCGCUCACGGGCGGCCUUCUCCCACACGCAGGUCAUUGAGCUGGAAAGGAAGUUCAGCCACCAGAAGUACCUGUCUGCUCCAGAGCGAGCCCACCUGGCCAAGACUCUCAAACUCACUGAAACCCAGGUGAAAAUCUGGUUCCAGAACAGAAGGUAUAAGACGAAGAGGAAACAGUUAGCCUCAGAACUUGGUGGCUUUGAGAAGACCUCUCUCGGUCCCGUCUUCAGAGACAAUGAUUUUGCCAAGGCGACAUUAGCCCUGUCUGUUUACCACACCUAUCAGUACAAUCCAUAUGUUUACUACCUAAACAGCUGGAAUCCUUUCUUCUGGUAACGGUUCUUGAGCAAUCUUGUGUAGUCUAAAAACCGCUAUCACUUACCAGCACUGGCAAUCCUACAUGGCAUGAAAUUCCAGACAGACUUUGCCUGAGAUAUUUGGGUGUUCUUCUCUUCCUCCUUCAUGCUGGGCCUCUUGGGUCUUAUCUGGUACUCUAAAGUCUCCAACGAUGGGUUGUACUGUAUGCACCACGAGGCUGUUCAGAUGCCUUCACAUAUAACAAUGUGCAGCGGUUAACGGUGUUUUUAAAAAAUAUGGGCAUUGUUCCUCAAAGCUGUGCAGUAACGCCAUGGCAUACUUGUUUUGUAGCAGUGGUGGAAUAAUAAAUUUGGAAAUGUAGGCACUCAUCAUGCCCAUCACAAUAGCCAGCCCCUACCCCACUCCCAUUAUGGAAAGUGAAGAACAUGCAGGAUUGAGUCAUAGCAGCAAAUACAGAACAGGUCUUUUGGAAUGUUAAUGGCUCUUAAUUGCCUGGUCAAGACCAAACCAUGCUCAAAUACAGCAGAGACAGCCUGUCGCAGUAUAUUGUUACUUGGGAAAUCCUUUUCUCCUUCAGAUUGCAGCUAAGCACAAAGGGAACAGGGACCUGAGGGGAUGGUGGAUGGAAUUACAAUCCCUGCAGUUCAGUAAAUCUUGAGGUUUUGACCCUGUGAACCCAGGCCCAACUACACCAUCAGUUUGUAGUGAAAGAUCUGUAGUGAAAGAGAUUUGAAAUAAUGGGAGCCCAAAGUCCCCCAUCUGGUGCAAAACUGCUGCCGGUCCAAACAACCAAUACUAGGCUAAUCCUGCCCAAAUAAUCUAACAUUGUGCAGGGAAUUCUAGGAACCAUCAUUCAAAAGAAGUAACUCACUCCACAGGGAGAAAAAAAAUCAUAAGUCAACAAGGAAGCACAUCCUUCGUAUGUAGGGUACAGGGUUUAACCCUCAACAUGAAGGGUGUGACAACACAAUAAUCUUUAACAGACCUCAGAAAACUUCCUUUCUUGGGCACUAGUUUCAGAAAUCCCCACGUCAGCAUAGUGAAGGGCUAGAAUUCCAACGGCUGAGGGGAUUUUGGGACCUGGAGUCUCAAAAGUAACAUUUCCUUGCUUUGGAAAGUGUUGGCAGCUCUCCUCUCACCAAGUCCUGGGGCUAGAUUUUGCACACAUUACUUGUGCCUUCUUUGCAUCUAAUGCUCAGAGUUUUAAAACUGCAAAUAAAGGCAGGUGUCGGGAGAAUCGGUGGAGGUGCGCAACGGGAAUUCCCCCCCCCCGUCCUCCCCUGCCUGUGGUCCUAAAGGAAAUCUCCUCUCUCCAAAGUUGAUAAUCCAGUCAAUGCACUUUCAGAGACAAAAUGCACUCAGAAAAAAAAACAUCCAUCUCAAGCCAUGACAAUCUGGAGACAGUAACCCAGCAUACAAGAAGCAGACCCUGCUUAUGAGUGGCAGACACUCAAAGGGGUAGAACUGAGGUGUUGAACCGUGUGGUAUUCUGUGCCACAAAGACGUUCAUUCAAACAUCACAGACCAAUUGGAGAUUUUUGGGUUGUUGUUUUUUUAAAUGCUUUUCUUUCUAAGUUUAUAAGUCCUUUGGUUUUAAGGGAUUAAUCAACUGGCUUUUCAAUUUCACGAGUAUAGUGUCUAAAUCUUAACGGAAGUGUCUUUCUGAGCUGCUGAAAGAGGUGAGAGACGAGGCAAUCCUCAAAAACAAUAAUCCGGUGCCGUCAAGUCAAUUCUGAUUUAUGACGACCCUUUUCAGAGUUUUCCAGGUAAAGAAAAUUUACCUGCAAAUUACUCAUUACCUGUGGAUGCAACUUUCUUCUGGGACUAUGCAGCUUACCCAGGGCCAAAGAGGCUGGCUUUACAGUUGAAUAAAUCACACUGCGGAAGUCUUUAACUUAAAAAAAAGGCUCAUUUUCUUUUCUUUUUAUAACAAUGCAAUGAUUCAACACAUCUGGAGGGCAAGAGGCUGGGAAAAGAUGCUGUUUAAUAGGUUUGAGAUGUUGAAACAGCAACAGGCUUCUCAAAUCUAUUUCAUUUUUAUUUUACUUUUUUUACCUAGAAGUCAAAGGCAUGUGCAAAAAGCACACACUUGAAUUUAAAGAACAGGGUCGCUUUGAACAGAUUUUGUGCUCAUGGUCGCUUUGGCAGAGAUUUUUUUUAAGUUCCUUUUUUUGGGGGGCUGUGUU
This is a messenger RNA of Pogona vitticeps (central bearded dragon), 2980 nucleotides long. RefSeq names its product NK3 homeobox 1 (gene NKX3-1). The record is from RefSeq and is a predicted model, not a curated record. Gene Ontology annotation, molecular function: RNA polymerase II cis-regulatory region sequence-specific DNA binding; DNA-binding transcription factor activity, RNA polymerase II-specific. NCBI's taxonomy places the organism in Eukaryota, Metazoa, Chordata, Lepidosauria, Squamata, Agamidae. Gene Ontology annotation, cellular component: nucleus. Gene Ontology annotation, biological process: cell differentiation; regulation of transcription by RNA polymerase II.